ACUGAUGGCUGACUUUACCAACAAAUUGUAAUUGCCAGUAUCAUGUGCAGCUACAACAAGGAUGACUGGACUGAACUUUCAAAAAUGGCUGAGGCUUCUGGUGCAGAUGCCCUGGAGUUAAAUUUAUCAUGUCCUCAUGGCAUGGGGGAGAGAGGCAUGGGCCUGGCCUGUGGGCAGAAUCCAGAGCUAGUCCGAAACAUCUGUCGCUGGGUUAGACAAGCUGUUCAGAUUCCUUUCUUCGCAAAGCUGACCCCAAAUGUCACUGAUAUUGUGAAUAUUGCAGUGGCUGCCCAGGAAGGUGGUGCAGAUGGUGUUACAGCCACAAACACUGUGUCAGGACUGAUGGGACUGAAAGCAGAUUGCACACCUUGGCCUGCAGUUGGUGGAGAAAAGAAGACCACAUAUGGCGGCGUGUCUGGAAGUGCUAUUAGGCCCAUAGCCCUGCGAGCAGUAUCUGCUAUAGCUCAUGCUCUUCCAGGAUUUCCCAUCUUAGCAACUGGAGGAAUUGAUUCAGCUGAGAGUGGGCUGCAAUUUCUCCACAGUGGUGCUUCUGUUCUACAGGUGUGCAGUGCAGUACAGAAUCAAGAUUUCACUGUGAUUGAGGACUACUGCACAGGACUGAGAGCCCUACUUUAUCUGAAAAGCAUUGAGGAGCUUCAAGACUGGGAUGGACAGAGUCCUGCAACCAUGUGCCAUCAGAAAGGAAAGCCAGUACCCAAAAUUGCUGAUCUGAUUGGAAAGAAACUGCCUAGUUUUGGACCUUACCUUGAGCAGCGCAAAAAGAUAAUAGCCAAGAACAAGAUUAAACUGAAGCAGCAAGCCACAACUGUUGUACUGCCUGAGAAAAAGCAUUUUAUUCCCAAGAAGCCUAUUCCAGCAGUCAAGGAUGUAAUUGGAAAAGCACUGCAGUACAUUGGAACAUAUGGUGAGCUUAGCAACACAGAGCAAGUUGUGGCUCUGAUUGACAAGGAAAUGUGCAUCAACUGUGGCAAAUGCUACAUGACCUGUAAUGAUUCUGGCUACCAGGCUAUACAGUUUGAUCCAGAAACCCACCUGCCCACUGUUACUGACAGUUGUACAGGAUGCAAUCUCUGUCUCAGUGUCUGCCCUAUUAUUGACUGCAUCAGAAUGGUUGCCAGGACAACACCUUAUGAACCAAAGAGAGGCCUGCCCUUAGCUGUGAACCCAAUGUGUUGAGGUGAUCAGUCCAGCAGUUAAUGUGAACUUUACAUUUCCCUGAUGCGGUAAUUUGCUUUCCAAUUAGUACUUGAAAUUUUAACUGUAUUAAAAUAUGUAGUGUUGAUAGUCCUUAUAAUGACGGCUACUUUCUCCAGUGAUUAUUUUAAGACAAACUAUUUUCUUAGAUUUCAGAGCAGCAACAGUUAGUCAGUUAUUAGCUGUCAGUUGUCCAUUAUGUAAAGCACAACUUUUUCUUUUGCAAAUUUCUGUAUUUGAUGUUUAAUCUUUAUAGAGUUUCUAGUUUUAAACAUAAUUAAGUGAGCGUUUUUUAACUGACUACAGUUCAACAUACAAGGAAACUGUUUCCAAGGAGACAUUUUGUAAUUAAACAUUACAUUUAAUUGCUAAAAAGUUUCUUUGAAAUUGUAAUUAGCUACAUACUAUGCAAACAAAGCAAUGUGGGGUGCUAUUUGUCUAUGAAAAGAAGUGAAAGGAGCUUUAAAAUAGCAUUUCCAAUCUGGAUCAAUCACUUUAAACUGCUAUAGUGUACAAUAUAGUAUUUUCUUAAUGCUUUCUCAAUUCAACCUUACAUUAGACUCUUCUAAAAAUACAUUUGCUAACCAAUGACCUG
Chelonoidis abingdonii (Abingdon island giant tortoise) is the source of this 1810-nucleotide messenger RNA. NCBI's taxonomy places the organism in Eukaryota, Metazoa, Chordata, Testudines, Testudinidae. The record is from RefSeq and is a predicted model, not a curated record.